GAAUUUAAGCCGUUUCAAAAUUAUUAUAUUGUCAGUUUCGUAAGAUAUAGGUACACAUAUCCAUAUCAGAUCAUGCAAAUUUGUUGCUGCUUUGCCAAACCUGCCAUUUAGACCUCUUUUGGAGCCAAGUGCCUGACAAUUUGGAGCGUCUAUAAGGGAGGCCAGCUGUGCUCUUCUACUCCCAGAAACUAUAAAAACAAAGAGCCGAUCCAAGUCAAUGCAUAUUCAGUUUUUGGCUUUUGCAUCAGCAGUAAUCUCCCAGAAAUGCAGCAAAUGUUGAUUAUUGUAUCGCUGGCUUUGUUGGCCAGUGUGGCAGCCGGACCUGCGGUUAAUCCCGCUUUGUUUCCGUCAGGAUCACCUUUUGGUUUCUAUUCAGGAUCUGCGGCUCCAUUUGCCGCCGCCUAUGCAGGUGCUCCUUUUGCUGCUGCACCUUUUGUUAAUCCUUUAGGUGCUCCUUUGGGUGCUUCUCCUCUGGCCAUUUCCAGCGGCCAGCGCUUGGACUACUUCAAUCAAUUUAAUGCCGCCUUUGCUCCGACUGCUCCGGCUCGCAUCCUGGCUGCUAAUCCAUUCGCAGCGGCUGGCCCUCGUUUCAUUCAACCAACUCGUUUUAUUGCUGCUGGGGUGCCGGCACAAUUUUUUGUUUAA
Messenger RNA from Drosophila suzukii, 645 nucleotides. RefSeq lists its product as uncharacterized. The record is from RefSeq and is a predicted model, not a curated record. Lineage: Eukaryota; Metazoa; Arthropoda; Insecta; Diptera; Drosophilidae.